UCGAAUAUCGAUGCAUCACAUGCAACUGCUGAAUGUCUAUUGAAGAGCAAAGUAGCCUUUGGAUCACUUUCCGGUGAACGUUGAGUCGGUGCGGUUGUGCUACGCAGUCCACGUAUUAAAAAUGGGAGUUCCUGCUGGUGAUGCUGAAAAGGGCAAGAAGCUGUUCAAGCAAAAGUGUUCGCAGUGUCAUACUGUAAAUGCUGGUGGCAAACAUAAAGUAGGACCUAAUCUUCAUGGAUUGAUUGGCAGAAAAACUGGUCAGGCUGCUGGCUUUGUCUACACAGAUGCAAACAAGGCCAAAGGAAUCACCUGGAACCCGGAUACGUUAUUCGUCUACCUUGAAAACCCUAAGAAGUACAUCCCUGGUACAAAGAUGGUGUUUGCUGGUUUGAAAUCAGAGGGUGAACGAGCGGACCUGAUCGCAUACCUCCAGGAGGCCACAAAGUAAAUCUGAUAAUGAAAUAAGAAACAACCAUGCGGCGAAGUAGCAACUCUAGUACAAGUAUCACCUCUGACUUCGUAUACCGCAAUCUCGUCAUUUCGUUAUACCUAUUUAUAGUGUGAUUCCUAAUAUACGAUAGCAAAAUCAUUAAUGUUAAUGAUGGUUGAUUGAUUGACCAUAUAGUGAUAUUGUAAUUAUGUAAAUGACAUUAUAGCUAUAUGAAUGCAGCUACCAUCAUUUGAGGUAUUAAAUUAACAAUGUUUAACUCUGGUAGUUGACCACUCCGAAACUCUAUUUAUUAUCAUUGUAUCAGUUUUGAAUUGUACCAUGGCAGCGCAAAGCUGCUAUGGUGAAAAUUCAUUAUUCGACAGUCAGAAGACAUAGGCUUGAUGCUAAAGUUUAUUGGCUAUUCAUUAAACCGUAUUCAUUUUA
Athalia rosae (coleseed sawfly) is the source of this 874-nucleotide messenger RNA. It is a transcript of the gene CytC, whose product is annotated as cytochrome c-2. Lineage: Eukaryota; Metazoa; Arthropoda; Insecta; Hymenoptera; Athaliidae. The transcript has 4 exons. Gene Ontology annotation, cellular component: mitochondrial intermembrane space. The record is from RefSeq and is a predicted model, not a curated record. Bases 122 to 448 code for a protein of 108 amino acids. Gene Ontology annotation, molecular function: electron transfer activity; heme binding. Gene Ontology annotation, biological process: mitochondrial electron transport, ubiquinol to cytochrome c; mitochondrial electron transport, cytochrome c to oxygen.